This is a messenger RNA of Oppia nitens, 2097 nucleotides long. Its product is annotated as transmembrane protease serine 9-like. NCBI's taxonomy places the organism in Eukaryota, Metazoa, Arthropoda, Arachnida, Sarcoptiformes, Oppiidae. The transcript is spliced from 17 exons. The coding region runs from base 97 to 2097 and encodes 666 amino acids. Gene Ontology annotation, molecular function: serine-type endopeptidase activity. The record is from RefSeq and is a predicted model, not a curated record. Gene Ontology annotation, biological process: proteolysis.
AAUGUAUGCUUUAUUACAAAAAUUAGUGAUUCAUUCAAAUUCAUUGCAAACAAAUAAAAUAGGAUUUUAUCAAAAUUAUUUCAUUGCAAAAAUAGGAUGUUUAAAAGCAUUGAUGUAUUCCUAGUCAUCAUUUGUAUAAUAAAAAUUGAGCCAACAUUUGCAUAUAUUGGUGGCCGUAUUAGCCCACUGUCAUCGUUGACAUCCCUGUCCUCUCUAAAUCCGCUAUCAAUUGCCAGUUCAUUGACAUCUUAUUUAUCAAAAACUCAACGCCAGAGUCAAAGUCAUAAUGAAAGCCAAAAUAUAAAACAAAGUUCACAAACAUUUUGGAAUCUAUUAAGUAUUGCCCGCUAUAUAUUGUCAUUUCCGCAACAAUGUUUAUACCAAAGCGAGACAUACCCGUGUGGUUUGGGUAUAUCGUGUUGGAUGCAAGGAAAACGACCACUUGAUCUCUGCAACGGUGGUGUAUUGUGGAGCUGUUGUAUACCAUUUGAUACACCAAACAAUAUUACAAUUCCUACCAACACUUCCGAACCAAUCAAUGAUCCCGAAUGCGGUAAAGUAUACUUCAAUAGAGACCCGAAGAUUGUCGGCGGAGAGAACGCCCGAUUUGGUCACAACCCAUGGCAGGCGGCUAUCGUUAAACAACAAUAUUUUAACCAAAAGAUUUCGUGCGGCGGAGCUUUGAUUAAGAAGCGCUGGAUUGUGACGGCAGCCCAUUGUGUCUACAAAACUCCGGCUAACAAUCUGAGAGUAAGACUCGGAGAUUAUAACCUAAGAGCACAUACAGAACAGUUAGCACAUGAAGAAUAUGGUGUUCGCCGUAAAGUAGUCAACGAAGCAUACAAUCCGGCGACCUAUCAAAAUGACAUCGCUUUGCUUGAAUUAAGUCAAGAAAUCACUUUUAGGGAACACAUUAUUCCCAUUUGUUUACCACAAAAAGGUCAAAAUUAUACGGGAGAAAAGGCGACGGCCACGGGUUGGGGUCGGACUCAAUAUGGUAUCUCAACGUCACCGGGAGUUCUUCAGAAGGUUGACGUAGAAGUGCUCGAUUCGGAUGAAUGUCAGAAAUGGAUGAAAAGUGUUGGUCGUCGGGAAAGCAUAUUUCCUAAUAUGUUGUGCGCCGGCUAUAAGGAGGGCGGGAGGGACUCGUGUCAGGGAGACUCCGGUAGUCCAUUAAGUCUUAAAGAAAAAGGCAAAACAACACUUAUUGGACUCGUGUCUUGGGGUGUUGGUUGUGCGCGACCUAACCUUCCGGGUGUUUACACCCGUAUAACAGAGUUUGUUGAUUGGAUUACAAUUCACAAGUGUGGAGUUAAUAAAUUCAAAAAUGAAAGCCCUCUCACUGAGAGAAUAGUGGGUGGAAAUAGUUCUCAACCGGGAGAAUGGCCCUGGCAGGUCUCCAUAAGACUUACUCAUCCACAGGCAGGUAAAGUUGGACAUUGGUGUGGAGGAGUAUUAAUAGACAAUCAAUGGGUAAUAACAGCAGCUCAUUGUAUUAUUAAUCCACUCUUUACAUUACCUCAAGCAAUACAUUGGGAAGUUAGAGUUGGAGAACAUCACCAGAAAGAGUCCGAAAGCCAUGAGUCAACAUAUGAGGUGUCAAAUGUGUUUCACUAUCCCUGGUAUAGGGGUUAUGACAAUGAUAUAGCACUGAUGAAACUAAAAGAGCCAAUUGAACCGUCAGAAUAUGUACAGCCCUUAUGUUUGCCACCGGAUAUUAAGGCAGACUUUUUUGAUAAAGAGUGUGUGGCCACCGGUUGGGGCAAAAUUGAUUACAAUAAAAAAGGAGCCGAAAUAUUACAAAAAGUGAGAAUUCAAGUAUUUGACAAUUCUGAGUGUCAAAAGGCAUAUUUCCCUAAAUUCAAGAUCGGAAUCAAGAACUGGCACCUGUGCGCCGGUACCAGUGAUGGCAAGGGAGGACGGGGAACGUGUCAUGGAGAUUCAGGCGGACCACUGCAGUGUAAGAUAGGAAAUCAGUGGCAUUUGGCAGGAAUUACCUCUUUUGGCUCCGGAUGUGCUAAAGAAGGAUUUCCAGAUGUCUACACUCGUGUUACAUAUUUCAUGAAUUGGGUCAAUCAAUUGCGAUUGUUAUAUUAA